This is a messenger RNA of Globicephala melas (long-finned pilot whale), 1559 nucleotides long. RefSeq names its product KISS1 receptor (gene KISS1R). Gene Ontology annotation, biological process: neuropeptide signaling pathway. The record is from RefSeq and is a predicted model, not a curated record. Gene Ontology annotation, molecular function: G protein-coupled peptide receptor activity. Gene Ontology annotation, cellular component: plasma membrane. Lineage: Eukaryota; Metazoa; Chordata; Mammalia; Artiodactyla; Delphinidae.
AUGCGCUCCUUGGCCACGUCCGGGCCCAACGCGUCCUGGUGGGCGCUGGCCAACGCAUCCAGCUGUCCCGGCUGUGGCGCCAACGACUCGGACGGCCCGGCCCCGGCGCCGUGGCCCGUGGACGCCUGGCUAGUGCCGCUCUUCUUUGGCGCGCUGAUGCUGCUGGGCCUGGCAGGGAACUCGCUUGUCAUCUUCGUCAUCUGCCGCCAGAAGCAGAUGCGGACGGUGACCAACUUCUACAUCGCCAACCUGGCAGUCACAGACUUGACGUUCCUGCUGUGCUGCGUGCCCUUCACCGCUCUGCUCUACCCGCUGCCCGCCUGGGUGCUGGGCGACUUCAUGUGCAAGUUCCUCAACUACAUCCAGCAGGUCUCGGUGCAGGCCACGUGCGCCACCCUGACCGCCAUGAGCGUGGACCGCUGGUACGUGACUGUGUUCCCGCUGCGCGCCCUGCACCGCCGCACGCCCCACCUGGCGCUGGCUGUCAGCCUCAGUAUCUGGGCGGGCUCCGCGGCCGUGUCCGCGCCGGUUCUCGCCCUACAUCGCCUCUCGCCCGGACCGCGCACCUACUGCAGCGAGGCUUUCCCCAGCCGCUCCUUCGAGCGCGCCUUCGCGCUGUACAACCUGCUGGCGCUCUACCUGCUGCCGCUGGUCGCCACCUGCGCCUGCUACGGGGCCAUGCUGCGCCACCUGGGCCGGUCCGCCGUGCGCCCCGCGCCCGGCGACAGCGCCCUGCAGGGGCAGCUGCUGGCGGAGCGAGCGGGCGCUGUGCGGGCCAAGGUCUCGCGGCUGGUGGCGGCCGUGGUCUUGCUCUUCGCCGCCUGCUGGGGCCCCAUCCAGCUGUUCCUGGUGCUGCAGGCGCUAGGCCCGGCGGGCGCCUGGCAUCCGCGCAGCUACGCAGCUUACGCGCUCAAGAUCUGGGCGCACUGCAUGUCCUACAGCAACUCGGCGCUGAACCCCCUGCUCUACGCCUUCCUGGGCUCCCACUUCCGUCAGGCCUUCCGCCGCGUCUGCCCCUGCGCUCCCCGGCGGCCCCGCCGGUCGGGACCCUCGGACCCGGCCGCCCCCCAAACCGAGCUGCACCGCCUGACCGCCCACCAGGCCCCCGCCAGGCCCCCGAAGCCAGGCAGCGGUGGGCUGGGGCCGCGCAGGCUGUGUGUCCUGAGGGAGCACGCUGCCCCUCUCUGAGCCCUUUCUGGGGGCAUCAAGAUGAGCCCCUCUGGAACAGGAGCUGCUGUAAUUCUGCUAUUAAUGUCUUUAUUUUUGUCCAUGUUCAUCAUAGUGAGAAUGUUCUGAGCUCUUGUAAAGCUUUGCCACUAUUGAUAUUGUAAUCGUUAUCUCUGUGUUUCCUGAAGUUGAAGAUGGUUUGCUGAUGGCACUUUCUGGAACUUUCAAGGAAGUAUCGAUGGACAUUUUCACACACUGCCUUGCAGUUGACUGUAAAAUUGUAAGAUUCAUGCCAUUUUCAGAGAUGUUAAAAAGUGAACACGAUGUGCAUCUUAAAAUUGAUAGAAAGGUGCUCUUCUUGCUACCAGGUGAGCGUCCAGAAUCCUGGCUGG